Molecule: messenger RNA, 3379 nt
Organism: Drosophila mojavensis
Lineage: Eukaryota; Metazoa; Arthropoda; Insecta; Diptera; Drosophilidae
Product: LIM and SH3 domain protein Lasp
Exons: 7
Coding region: 647-2656 (669 amino acids)
Cellular component (GO): focal adhesion
Molecular function (GO): actin filament binding
Source: RefSeq, a predicted model, not a curated record
UCAUAAUUGUUGUUGUUUCGGUGAAGUACAGACGUGUUUAUGCGGGUGCGCAGCGUGUAAAUUGGUUGUUUGGAACAGAAAGUCAACUAAUUGAUAAACAUAAAAGUUGUGACCAGAAAUUGUCUUACAAGGUAUUCGGCUUUGCAGCAUUCUCUGUUUCAUAGCUCAGCUCAGCUGCACAAGCACCUGUCAUUGUGCUCUGCCGAAUUGGAAUCGUGCGCGCGUCGCUUAGCUGCAGACGGUGUUGAAUAUUUAAAAAUUUACCCGCUUGCAAUUAGUGAAAAAGUGUUAAAAAGUGUUCGCGAGUGUGUGUGUUUGCGCGCAUUCGUGUGUGUGUUUGUGUGUACGAGAGUUUGUGACAAAGCAAACCAGUUAGUUGCCAUCCAGUUGUAACAGAUUUUUUGUUUUCAAUCUCAGUAGCUAUGCUGAAUUAAAUGUUAAUCCUGGACACAUACACACAUAUACUCCAUAAAUACAUUCUUAUACUUGGCUAAUAGUUUUUAAGCUGUGUGCUCCUGUUCGAUCGCUAUGCGAAAUUAAUUUCGACUUUGUUCAAAGUGUUGCAAAAUUCUAAAAAUCGGUGUGUGUGUUGUGUGUUCCCCAAUUGUCCCCCCUUUUGCAAAAGGCUUACUGACACGGCGAGAAAAUGAAUAAAACCUGUGCGCGCUGCCAAAAGGUGGUUUAUCCCAUCGAAGAGCUGAAGUGUCUGGACAAGACAUGGCACAAAACGUGUUUCAAAUGCACAGAAUGCGGAAUGACGCUCAAUAUGAAAACCUACAAGGGCUACAACAAAAUGCCAUACUGUGAAGCGCACAUACCCAAGGCCAAGGCAACGGCGAUUGCGGAUACGCCCGAGCUGAAGCGCAUCGCGGAAAAUACGAAAAUCCAAUCGAACGUUAAAUACCAUGCAGACUUCGAGAAGGCCAAAGGCAAAUUUACACAGGUGGCAGACGACCCGGAAACGCUGCGCAUCAAACAAAACACGAAGCACAUAUCGAAUGUGGCAUAUCACGGCGAUCUGGAGAAGAAGGCAGCUAUGGAGAAGCAGCGCGGCUCCGCCGAGGUCUCUGACAGCAGCAACGAAUCGGAAUAUUUCUCUGAGCAAUUGGCAGCUGAACAAUUCUCGCAAUAUGCACCCACAGCCUCGCCCAUACCGCCAGCAACACUGCAUCAACAGCAGCAGCAGCAGCAGCAACACCACCAACAGCAGCAGCAGCAGCAGCACCAACAAUACCAGCAACAACAACACCAACACUAUGUACAACAACAACAAACGCUGCCACCACCACCAAUACAACACCAGCAAUACAAUACGGCGGCCAUAACGCCCACAUAUCAACACCAACACCAGCAGCUGCCACAGCAGCAGCAACAGUUGCUGCAGCAACAAAAUCACAGGCAGCAGCAGCAGCAGCAACAGCCGCAGCACGAUCCAUACGCACACUAUCAACAGCCACAGGCGCUGCGCCAGCAACAGUUGCUGCAGCAGCAGCAGCAGCAGCAACAACAGCAACAGCAGCAACAUGCCAUUAAACAAUCCUCACAUCUGUAUCCCACAGCAAUAUCGCAGUCACAGCAGUCGCAGCAGCAGCAGCAGCAACAACAGCCGCAGGCGGUCAAUAGCUACAAUCAGCUGCGCUCGGCCAUUUUGCACAACUCACAUCAUCCCAGUGGAAAUGCGGCGGACCAGUUCGAUCACAGCCAGAACUCGGCAACGGCGCUGCAUCAGCAACAGUUGCAACAGCAAUUGCAGCAGCAGCACUCACAGCAGCAACUGCAACAGCCAGCUAUCCAGCAGCAACAUUCGCACAGCAGUCUGCUGAACAACAAUGCCAGCAACGGCAGCAUUCACAGCAACAACAACAACAACAACAAUGGCGGCGUGGCACAUCCGCAUCCGGCCACUUUGAGCUACACACAGCAGCAGCAGCAGCCGCAGCAGGUGCGCUCCCAGUCGAGCGUGCACAGUAACAACUCCAAGCAUCAGUUGCAGAUGCAGCAACAGUUGCAGCAGCAACAUCAAAGCAACACCAAUGUGCAGCAGCUGUAUGUGGCAUCCAACUAUAGUGCGGUAACGCCAUCCGAGAACGCUUUGGGCGCCAAGCUGCAGGCGAGCAAUGGCCAUUUGAACGCACAGCAGAGCAGCAACAACAUUGGCAAAAUUGCCGACUAUGAUCCCCUGACGGACGGACCACGGCCGAUGCCAGCCACCGGACGCUCUAGCACCACUCUGGUGUAUAGCUCCGAUCAGCGCGGCGCCGCAGCCGUGGGUAAUAGCGUUUAUCCCAAACGCAUUGGCUCCAUCUCGGACAUAGAUCCCGCCAAUGGCAUUUACGGCUCACUGACCAGCGAGCAGGCGCAGGCCCAGAAACAGCAGCAAUAUUAUCAGCAGGUGCAAAUGAUGCAGCAGCAGGAGCAGCAGCAACAGCAGGCGCGCCAACAGCUGCAGGAUAAACAGUCGCGUCAGGGCAACUUGCGCGUCUAUCGAGCCAUUUACGACUAUGAGGCACAGGAUGUGGACGAGGUUAGUUUUCGCGAGGGCGAUGUUAUAUUCGAGGUGGAAUCAAUUGACUCCGGCUGGAUGACCGGACGUGUGGAGCGCACCGGCAAGACCGGCAUGCUGCCCGCCAACUAUGUGGAGCAGGCGGUUAUAUAAUAGGGAAUGUGCUACUACUGCUGCUGCCGCCAGCAGUUUGUGGUCAUACUGGUCUGCCUGCUGUAUAUAUUGCUCGUGCUGAUCUUCUUCAUCAAUGUCUUUCUGGCUGAUCGUAAUAUGCACACGAAUCUAAUGCGGGCAGGCGGCAAUCCGAUGAUGGGUGGCGGCGGCGGCGGCGGUGGUGGUGGUGCGGGCAUACAUCCGGGCAUGCAUCCGGGACACCACAAUCCAUACGAUAUGCAUGGCUAUCAUCACUACAACAAUUAUCAUCCACAAGUGGAUCCGAAGCAGCAUCAACAGCAGCCAACACGAAAGACUCCCCAACAGCAGCAGGCGGAACAGGAUAUUUACUACUAUUUCAACCACGUAUUCAGGCGGCGCUGAGAUAUACCCACACAUACACACACACACAGUCUCACUCACGCCUAAUCCCACACAUACACACACACCUAUAUAAAAAUACAUAAUUUCAUAAAUAUAUAUAUAGAGAGAGUAUAUAUAGUCGACAGGCCAACAUGUAAAACAAAGGGAAAUGAGAACGAACAUAACACAGAAAAAACUGAAGGAAAACAAUUGUAAAAUUUAUAGCAUAAAAUUGAAUGUGAAAUUGAACCAUGAAAAACAAAAAACUAUAAGCCAUUUAUAAGAAUAAUAUCCAUAUACAAUAAAAAACAAAAAUGAACAAGCCACAAUAACAACAACAAUUUGAGAGCAACAAAACAA